Messenger RNA from Rhizoctonia solani, 414 nucleotides. RefSeq lists its product as uncharacterized. The transcript has 4 exons. The coding region runs from base 1 to 414 and encodes 137 amino acids. The record is from RefSeq and is a predicted model, not a curated record. NCBI's taxonomy places the organism in Eukaryota, Fungi, Basidiomycota, Agaricomycetes, Cantharellales, Ceratobasidiaceae.
AUGACAAGCCAAAAUCCGAUUGACGUUGACUCCAUGGUUGGACAAUCCAAGUGUCCGAUCUGUCACGAGAUGAAGGAUUCCAUGUUUUCUUUCUUGUGCGGUCAUAUUGUGUGGGAGACCCGCUACGCUCAAGGAUCCGUGACCGGUGAAAUGCCCGACUUGUACGAACGUACAGGGGAGAGCAACCCUGCGCCAGAUUUUCUUUCUGGUGUCGCCGCACACGUCACAAGCUCCUCUGAAAGAGGCGGAGAGGCAGUUGAAGGAGGUUUUGCGGAGAGAAGCAGGGUGAUAGAGGAGCUUGGCAAGGAAAUCAAGCAGAACUCCAAAAGCCUUGCCGAGAUCAACGCACACAUUGAUCAGCUGGCAAAGAUGCGUGGCAAGCUCACCGGGGAACAUAGGGAGACCACACCCUAA